AUGGUAGACAAAACGGCCGAUCUGUUCAGUGAGUGGGAAACAUACCCUCACAAUCUCUCAUUUUCUGCCUUGGACAUCGAUGCAAAUCGGUGCCAUACGAAGUUGGGCAGAGAAUCUGAGAAACUAUAUCUAUUCGACGGAGAAGAAAGCGAAUCACAGGUUCUGCAAGUGGAUCCGAAAGCAGGUAUGUGAUAUCUCUCACCUAAAUUGUUAUCGUUAUAUCGUUUGACUGGUUUGUGAAGCCAUUCCAAAGCGAUCUAUACUCAGUUCAUCUGAGCAACUAUUAUCAUAUCUAGGAAAACCAACAACUACUCGGCUAUUGUAUGUUUUCUUUCUUUCAAGGCUCCAAGUUCAAUUACUCACUUCAAUUUAAGUCGCAUAGCACAGGAGCAUUCUUGGAGCCAGCUUCUGGUCACGGAGGAGCUUUUUCGCAAGCUCAAGACAGCACUUAAGGUACACCCUGAGUUUCUGGACGUGGUACAUGUGUUUGGCGAAAAGAUAACAGCGUCGGAAGAAAGUUUCACGGCGUUCUUCAGUCAUUUAUCCCCAGAACCUUCGAGCUUACCAGGCUGUGAUUAUGGUGUGUAUUUCCCCCAGUCACAGGAAUAGAGACUUGCUAAGGUUCUGCACAGAAAUUGCCUACAACGUAAAGUAUGUGGCAAGAUACGUGAGAAAUUCUCUCAAGGACCCAUUUUCUAUACGAGAAACUGGAGUCUACCAUAAUUACCAGAUGGAGCCAGCCAAAAGCACUUGGAUACUCCUCAACGCACCAGAUACACUUGGGGAGAGCCUUUCAGACGCCUUUGCGGAUUCUAAAACCUCAGAGCUUCUCGGGCAACUUCGUUGUCACGCGCUCAUCUUGCUUUGUCUUUCCGAGAAUUUGGCGUGA
Molecule: messenger RNA, 889 nt
Organism: Hymenoscyphus albidus
Lineage: Eukaryota; Fungi; Ascomycota; Leotiomycetes; Helotiales; Helotiaceae
Source: the annotation of a GenBank genome assembly